Messenger RNA from Didymella exigua CBS 183.55, 1701 nucleotides. Its product is annotated as P-loop containing nucleoside triphosphate hydrolase protein. Bases 1 to 1701 code for a protein of 566 amino acids. The transcript is spliced from 2 exons. Gene Ontology annotation, cellular component: chromosome; cytoplasm. The record is from RefSeq and is a predicted model, not a curated record. Lineage: Eukaryota; Fungi; Ascomycota; Dothideomycetes; Pleosporales; Didymellaceae. Gene Ontology annotation, molecular function: nucleic acid binding; four-way junction helicase activity; 3'-5' DNA helicase activity. Gene Ontology annotation, biological process: double-strand break repair via homologous recombination.
AUGCGUCGGUACAUCAAGGACAAGCAGGUGCUAAAGACGCUAGGGUGGGGAGAUGAUGAGGCGGACCAGGAAGCCGAAGACGAUCCUUUCGACCUGCAGUCCGGGCAUGGGUCUAGGACGGCCGGGCAGAUAUACGGCCGCCCUGCGGACGAGUCUCCGUUCAGCGUCCAGGUACAGCGGCUUGCUUUUCGCAGGGUCAGCGUUGCGUGGCACGAGUUUCUUCAGUUCGGCUCGACGCUGAGCGCGCCACCAAAAGAAGGCUCAACUGCUGCAGCGGCCAGGGACGAGUCUGUGGAAGAGGAGUACCGGCGUUGGAAGCAGAUGAGAAGCACGGAUAUCCAGGCCUCGCUCGAGCGACUGCAGGGCACAGGCGCCCGGUUCCGGGGCUGCCAGAAACCUGUUGUCGAAGCCAUCAUGCGGCAGGAGAGCCCUGUGGUUGCGAUCAUGGGCACGGGUAUGGGUAAGAGCCUGAGCUUCAUGUUGCCGGCGCUAACCUCGACUGGCGUGACAGUGGUUGUGGUGCCAAUACUGGCGCUGAAGAACGAUCUGAAGGACCGCUGCAUUAAAGCCGGGAUCAACUGCGUCGAGUGGGACAGCGAGCGGCCGCACGAGUGGGCUUCGGUAGUGCUGGUGGUACCAGAGUCAGCGGUGAGUAUGUCUUUCGAGGCAUUCAUCAACCGGCAGCGCGCCAUGGGACGACUGGAACGCAUCGUCGUUGAUGAGUGUCACAUUGCGCUGGAGUCCACCAAGGGCUGGCGGACCUGGGUGUUGAAGCUGCGCAACCUCGUCAAAGCAGAGACGCAGCUUGUGUAUCUGACAGCGACGCUGAAGCCGAAAGAAGAGAGCGAGUUUAUCCGUUUGAUGGCGCUACCACCAAAGGAACAGUGUGCAUGGUUUCGGAUGCCAACCACACGACCCAACAUUGCGUAUCAGGUGCACUGGUACAACAGAGAGGAGGAGGUAGAGGCAGAUGUGCUAGUGCGGCUGGUGCAGGAGAAGAAGGAGCAAUAUCCCCUCCCUUGCCAGAUCAUUGUGUACUGCGACUCCGUCCCGAGAGCCAAGGACUAUGCAGCGACGUUAGGGGCUGUCUGCUACCACCGCGAGGCUGGGACAGCAGAGGAGAAACUCCAGCUCUUGCGCCAGCUCACAGAAGGGCAACAGCAGGUGUUUGUUGCUACAAGCGCGCUAGGCCUGGGCGUGGACCACGGUCUUAUCCGCGUAGUGCUCUUUGUAGGGCAAGUUAGAAGACUGCGGGACUUGGUGCAGCAAUCAGGGCGCGCUGGCCGGGACGGAGCUAGGAGUGAGUCCAUCAUUCUUCGAGGCGCUUCGUAUAGCCCAGAGGGCAAGCGGUUGGCCGGUGGUCGAUACGUAGACAUAGAGCCAGAGAUCUAUGAGAUCGUCGAGGGCGGCUGCUGCAUCCGGGUCGUGCUUGACCGGGAAAUGGACGGGAACACCGCGCGGCAAGGCUGCGGAAAGGGAGAAGCGGCGUGCGGUUGGUGCCAGGAGCAGGGGGCCGACAGCGAGGAGGACAGCGAGGAGGACAGCGAGGAGGACGAUGACGGCAAGAGCAGUAAAGCUGAUAGCGACAGCCUGCGGCCCCGACGUACAACACGCAAUCGAACGCAGCUAGAUAGGGUGAAAGAUGCACGUGAGCUCUUCACGUGGACAGACGAGCAGAAGUCAUUUGGGAUCAAGCUAUAG